UUUUUUUUUAAAAAGUAUAUCACGCCACAACUGUGAGAAUAGAGUCAUUCGCAUUUCGCCGAGAGAAUCUCUCUUUUUUCUUCAGUUUCAUAUCUACCCAAAGUUUUGUGCAGUGUGUGGAGGAGAUAGUACAUUUCUCAAUUUGAUUGAGCACAAGUAUUGGCGUCAAACGGAGCACAGAUAGAACGGUUAUUUUGACGGGGAAGUGGUAAAUUGCUCGAUUUUGAUUGAACACGAGAAGAUUGGGUUUGGGCGGAGCACGGAAAAGACGGACAUAUGUCUGGAGAAGAUAGUGCCGAUAUUGAUUGGAAUACUGAUGACGAACUGGAAAUUCUAGCAGGAACAGUGAAUUCUUCUCAGCCCACUCUAACAGCUAUGGGUAAUGGGGAGGCAAGCUCAUCUGCAGGUGUUUCCCAUGUCAAUUUGAUCAAGCAUUUUGUUGGGAUGGGGUUUUCAGAGAAACUGGUUGCCAAAGCCAUUGAGGAAACCGGAGUAGGAGAUACUGAAGCUAUCCUCAAUACCAUUUUAACAUUUGUGAGUCUUGAAGAAUAUCCUGAGCAACCACAACAACCGUCGAGCAUGACGUCUGAUCCAAGCUCUUCGGACUGUAAUGAAAUGCUUUUUGAUGAACUUUCAGAUUCGGACAGCUGGUCUGAAAACGAAGACAAACCUGCUAUAGUGUCUGACGAGCACAAAAGGUUGUUAAUGUUGGAAAAUACGGGCUCAUUAUCUGAGGAGGAGAAAAAACAGCUAACCUUGGCAAACAUGGGUUUCACAGUGGAAGAGGCAGCGAUAGCCAUGAGAAGAUGUGGCUCUGAAGAGCCAAUCUCUGUCUUGGUGGACUGCAUAUAUGCUGCCCAAAUGGUUCGAGAGUCAGACUUCUAUAUGCCAGAAGAUGAUCUCAAGCCGAAACGCAUCCUUGGGAUCGUAGCCAGCUGCAGAAAGAGAAAACACCACGAAACAAGGAAGAAGAAAAAUGACAUAGUCGAGGACUUCAUCCGCCUUCCCAAGCCCAUGAUAGGCUUCGGCGUCCCGUCAAUCCAUCCCGAGCGCACGAUUUUCCGCACCUUGCCCCAAGUGGCGCGGGGCCCACCAUACUUCUACUACGAGAACGUGGCCCUCGCCCCAAAGGGAGUCUGGGAAAAAAUAUCCAAGUGCCUAUUGGAGAUCGAGCCCGAGUUUGUCGACUCCAAGUACUUCAGCGCCACUGCUCGAAAACGCGGUUACGUACACAAUCUCCCAAUUGAGAACCGCUUUCCGUUAGUCCCACUACCCCCGAUGACUAUACAGCAGGCUUUCCCGCUGUCUAGGAAGUGGUGGCCUUCUUGGGACACGAGGGACAAGCUCAACUGCAUACAGACGGCCAUUGGGAGUGCUAAGCUGACGGAGCGAAUAAGGGGAUGGGUCGAGAGCUGUGAGGGGGAGCCACCAGAGUCGGUGAAGAGGAAUGUAUUGGAGCAGUGCCGCAAGUGGAAUUUGGUGUGGGUCGGGAGGAACAAGGUUGCGCCGCUCGAGCCUGAUGAGAUGGAGAUGCUGCUUGGAUUCCCGAAGAACCACACGAGAGGGGGAGGGAUAAGCAGGACUGAUAGGUACAAGUCUUUGGGGAACUCGUUUCAGCUAUGUUUAUUCGGUGUUGGUUGUGUAUGCAUUGUUGGAAUCAGUUACAUUGAGGUUAAGGUCGACACCGUGGCUUACCACCUAUCUGUCCUGAAGGAGAUGUACCCGAACGGGAUCAACAUGCUCUCACUCUUUUCUGGCAUAGGCGGUGCAGAAGUUGCUCUCCACAGGCUUGGAAUAAAGCUGAAGAAUGUCGUCUCUGUCGAGAAAUCGAAAGUCAACAGAGACAUUGUGAGAAGCUGGUGGGAGCAAACGAACCAGACAGGGAACCUGACUGACUAUGACGAUGUCCAGCAGUUUGACUCCCCAAGAAUCGAGCAAAUUAUGGACAACAUAGGCGGGUUUGAUUUGGUGGUAGGUGGCAGCCCCUGCAAUAAUCUUGCCGGAAGUAAUAGGGUGAGUCGAGAUGGGUUGGAAGGCAAGGAGUCUUCGCUGUUUUAUGAUUACUUCCGGAUAUUGGAUAUUGUUAGGGAACAUAGUCGGUAUUCUCAGCAAAUAUAAACUUUGAUGGGCAGGGAGUCAUUUUGGUGACCUUUGAUCAUUUGUGUAGGUUUCUUAAUUGACUCUGUUAAUAAUUCAUUAGUUUCAAAACUCGAUUAUUUGUUGGGUAUGGUGGAUGUUAGUAUA
Striga asiatica is the source of this 2244-nucleotide messenger RNA. NCBI's taxonomy places the organism in Eukaryota, Viridiplantae, Streptophyta, Magnoliopsida, Lamiales, Orobanchaceae. The record is from the annotation of a GenBank genome assembly.